GGACUGUGGUCAGUGGUAGCAGCUGAGAGUGGAAUCUGCUGCCCACUGGGGGAUCUGGGUGUUAGAGCAAAAUCCUUUGACUGGAUAUAAAGUGAGAGAAGGAGUGAGACAGCAAGUGUGAGAGCGACAGAAAGCAAGUGAAAGCAAAGAUGGACGAGGAACAUGAGGAGCAGCUGAUUGUGCUGCAGAUGAGUCAUGAUCAGAGAUUUUCUGUUUCUCUCCUCAGUUUCAGCAGAGGGAGGACGGGGGGAGGAGUGGAGGUGAGGACAGAUCACUCUGGGAUAAAAGUUGCAGCAGCAGCAGACAUGAAAUCCUCCAAAGGGCUGUUUGGACAGUUCGGAGAAUUUCUCCACUGAGAGCAAUCUACAGCCAAACACAACCGCAGCAGACUGAGAUUCGUCUGCACAACAGGUGAAAAAAAAACACUCAGUGCAGCAAAUGAGAAUCUGUGGAGGAUUUACAAACAGGUGCACCUGCUAAACGCAGAGCAGGACCUACUUUUAUGUUGGACAGGUUUCUAACUGAGGAUCAACAGCACUGAACUGAACUGCAGCUGCAAAAUGACGGCUGCCACAAAGCUCCUGGAUGAGAUGUGCCAUCUGACGGCUCAGUCUCUGACAGCGAUGGACACAUCGGAGCACUUCAGGGUCCUGAAGCUCCUCGGUGAAGGCUCAUAUGGAAAAGUCAUGCUGGCCGUGCACAGGAAGAGAGGUACUCCGAUGGCUCUGAAGUUCUUCCCUCGUGAGUCCACCUCUCUUUUCUCUUUCCUGAGGGAGUACAACCUCUCUCUGUCGUUCUGUACCCACCCGUCCCUCACCAGAGCUCUGGGAAUCGCCUACUCCACACCUUCGCACUACGUCUUCGCUCAGCAAGCCAGCCUCUUCGGCGACCUCUACGACGUCAUCCUGCCUGAGGUCGGUAUGGAGGAGGACUCCUGUCAGCGGGUGGUGUCCCAGCUCUGCGGCGCAUUGUCCCACCUGCACUCCCUUGGCUUUGUCCACAGAGACCUCAAACCAGAGAACGUCUUCCUGUGCGACUCCGCCUGCCGCUGGGUCAAACUGGGAGAUUUCGGCAUGGUGAAGGCCAGGGGCACCAAGGUCCCGGAGGUCUGGUACAGCUCCCCUUACUGCACCCCUGAGGCUGAGAUUGCUCGCGGAAAUGAGGACAGCUGGAAAAGCACGGAUGAUGGUGUUAGGGAGGAAGAAGAGAAGAAGAAGGAGAAGAAGACAAGAGUCUGGGUGUCUGUGGAGCCCAGCACAGACAGCUGGGCGCUGGGGAUCCUGACCUAUGCCAUGCUCACAGGCAGUCAUCCCUGGGCUGAAACAGCCAGCGACUGCCACUCAUACCUGAAAUAUCGGGAGUGGUUUGACAGAGCAGAAGGGCCUGAGGAUGAACUGGACGUGUGGGCAGAGCCACAGACAGAGAGCACACAUGACGCCAUUGAUUUAAAUGGACCAGAACUUGGAAAGAAAGACCGCCCUCCCACAGCACCCCAGUUUGUGUGUUUUACCCCGCUGGCCUGCUCCUUCUUCCAGUCGCUCCUGGACCCGAGACCUCAGCUUCGUGGGCAGCCUGAGGAUGCACUGAGUUACCUCGGAGGGGACUGGAUGAUGGAGAAGGAGAGGGUGAGGCUGGAGGAGGAGAGGAAGAAGAGCAGAGGGAAAGGAGCAAUCAGAAACAUGAAAGAGAUGGAGGGAAGAGGAGAGCGAUAAGCAAAUAUAGUUUAUAGAAAUGAAGAGGAAAAGCACGUUAUAUUUUUGCUUUUCAAAAAUCAUAAGUUGACCGACUUCAGCAUCAACAUAUUAGAAGCACAUCAAUACUUAUAUUAGUCUGAUUAACAAACACAAAAAAUACGGAUUAUGGGUGGAAACAUCAGGUCGGUGGAAGAAAGAGGUUUAAUAAUGAACCUCUCUAAGCAUGACGACGGCAACUUUGGGAAAAUCCCCUUUGAAUGAAAACCACAUGGUUUAUGAGAAAUCUGGUUUCAAUUUGAGGAAAACCUGUUGGACUGUGGGAGGCAAACAGCUGUUUCAAUCACAGCCUGAUUCGUUUUGGCUGCAAAUGAAUUGAUUUAGCCACAUUUUUUACUUGAUUGAAAAAAAUGUACUGUAGCAGUAAGUGUAAUUUAUAUAUCAGCUGCGUUUCUGGAGAUUGUUUGUGUUUAGUUGUGCUGUGAAGCUUCCGUGUCCUUGAAAACGACACCUACUUUAACACACUGCAUCUAUAUUUAGGUCCAGACUUUUUAAAGUAUAAUACGUCACAGUGUGCCGUGACCUGCUUAUAGACUGCAGCGGUGCCCAGUUUUACACCAUAAACGUCCAGUUAAAAUACGAGCACAGGGACUUCCUUCACCUGGUUUCAAAGGUAAAAAAAAAAAAGACGAGUAAAGGCCAGCUUUCCUGAAAGUAAAGUCACAAAUUUUUCAGUAGCACUUGUGUAGCACUGUUAGCAGGUCGUGACUUUUAGCUAAUGUUGCUGUGGCUGUAGCACUUUGUACAAAACUACCCUGUAGUUAUUCUAUUAUUUUGUAUGGAUAAAUGUUCUUUACACAUUACAUCAAAAUGUAAUGUAUUAAACUGUGUAAUCUUAUUACCGAGCAUCAGAAAGUCUGUUGGUUACCUGCAAAUAAAUGGAUUUUUAAAUGGA
Molecule: messenger RNA, 2646 nt
Organism: Toxotes jaculatrix (banded archerfish)
Lineage: Eukaryota; Metazoa; Chordata; Actinopteri; Toxotidae
Product: serine/threonine-protein kinase SBK2
Exons: 7
Coding region: 561-1712 (383 amino acids)
Biological process (GO): peptidyl-serine phosphorylation; peptidyl-threonine phosphorylation
Molecular function (GO): ATP binding; protein serine/threonine kinase activity
Source: RefSeq, a predicted model, not a curated record